Molecule: messenger RNA, 2562 nt
Organism: Phoenix dactylifera (date palm)
Lineage: Eukaryota; Viridiplantae; Streptophyta; Magnoliopsida; Arecales; Arecaceae
Product: beta-1,2-N-acetylglucosaminyltransferase II
Biological process (GO): protein N-linked glycosylation; oligosaccharide biosynthetic process
Cellular component (GO): Golgi stack; Golgi membrane
Molecular function (GO): alpha-1,6-mannosylglycoprotein 2-beta-N-acetylglucosaminyltransferase activity
Source: RefSeq, a predicted model, not a curated record
UCGGAAUGUGGAUGGCGGUUAACCAACGUUAAGCGGUGACCGGAUCACAGCUCCCAUCGAGUGCAGCUUCUGCAGUUGCUUUUGCCUCUCUCUCUCUCUCUUCCCUGGAUCCAAAGAGGGGUCUCCUCGCUUCGCUUAGACAGGAUUUUUCCAAUCCAAAAACGAGACCUUUCGGCACUGGUCCUCAAAAUCCGAAGCCGGGCAGGGUUUGAUUUCCAGGAAACCGCCUCUGUCGUGGAUCUCACGGCUCGUUUCCACUUCUCACCUGCUUUGAUUCGUUCUGAGGUUGGUUGGUUCGUGGUCUACUUGCCUCGUUGACCCCGAUUCUUCUGUUGAAAAUCGCGUAUCAGGUGGGAAACAUUGAUUUUUAGGGAGUUUCUCUUGUUGGGAAUGCCGUUUCCGCUCUCUUCUUACCGUUAGAAGAAGAAAGGUUCGAUUUUGAUUCAUGGAUUUGUGAUUUCCACGCUCUGAUCUUUGGUUCUUCUUGUAGAUUUCGGCGGGGGAGGGCCUCAAGCUUUGUUUCUAAGGUGCUCUCCUCGCUGUUAGGCGGAAAAAAUAUUUGAUUUUGAUCCAUAUAUGGGCUUGUGAUUUCCUCGCGGGGAGUGCUUGUUUUUUUUAUUUUAUUUUAUAGAUUCUUCUUCUAACACCUGGAGAGGGCUCCCAUGUUUGUUUUAAAGGUAAUUUUUGGCUGAUAAAUAAGGAUAAAAUAAAAUAGCAUGGCUUUUUACAAGCGAACCCGGAUGAAAGAUGCCGGGUUCCGGCGAGUGCUUCCCCUGGUUCUGGUAGUUCUUUCAGCGGUUAUAGUUCUUAUAUUUUUGCUCAGAAACAGAACAAUUUAUGAUGCUACGUUUUCUUCUAAUUAUGAGGUGCGAGAUAUUCCUGCGUUAGACGGUGGUGUUGAUCCAGUGGUAAUGGAUGGUAAUUUUAAACCGAAGUUGCCAAAAAAGAAUGAAUUAUCCAUUUCUUUGGAGCAAAGGAAUCGGCAACCACCUCGGAAUACAGAUCUCUUUCCAAAUUUGGCAAAGGAUCACAUAAAGAUUGUUCUGUAUGUGCACAACCGGCCGCAGUAUCUUCAAGUCGUAGUUGAGAGUCUGUCUAAUGUGGAAGGUAUUGGAGAGACAUUGCUGAUAGUCAGCCAUGAUGGGUACUUUGCGGAGAUGGAUAAGAUUGUUCAGAGUAUCAGAUUCUGCCAGGUGAAGCAGAUCUUUGCGCCGUAUUCUCCGCACCUGUUCCCUGAUAGCUUUCCUGGUGUUUCACCGGGAGAUUGUCAUGACAAAGAUGACCCAGUGGAGAAGAAGUGUAAGGGUCAUGCAGAUCAGUAUGGCAAUCACCGCUCUCCAAAGAUUGUGUCGCUGAAGCAUCACUGGUGGUGGAUGAUGAAUACCGUGUGGGAUGGUUUGGAGGAAACAAAAGGAUUAUCUGGUCAUAUUUUGUUUAUUGAAGAGGAUCAUUUUAUAUAUCCAAAUGCUUAUCGAAAUAUUCAACUACUCGCAGUGCUGAAGCCACAGAAAUGUGCGGAAUGUUAUGCUGCAAAUUUAGCACCAUCAGAUGUAAACUCAAAGGGUGAGGGGUGGCAGAGUUUGAUUGCUGAGAAAAUGGGCAAUAUUGGUUAUACAUUUAACAAGACAGUUUGGAGGAAGAUCCACGCAAAGGCCAAGGAGUUUUGCUCUUUUGAUGAUUAUAACUGGGACAUAACAAUGUGGGCAACUGUUUACCCCUCGUUUGGAACUCCGGUUUACACUCUAAGGGGGCCAAGGAGAAGCGCUGCACAUUUUGGAAAGUGUGGGUUGCAUCAGGGGCAAGGGAAAAGCAAUCCAUGCAUUGACAGUGGCAAGGUGGGUUUUGAUAUAGAAGCAAUUGAUAGAAUUCCCAACAUUAAACCAAAUUGGACAGUGCACGUAUUUGAGAAGCAAAGUGGCUAUCAGGCAGGCUUCAAGGGUUGGGGUGGCUGGGGUGAUGAGCGGGACCGGGAUCUUUGUUUGAGUUUUGCAUACAUGUUCCACAACAUGGAAGCAUCUUCUGUUUGAAGGGGAUGUGCUUAUGCAUUUAUAACAUUUUUCAGCUUGUCUGGUCAUUCUCUUGUCUGUAUGAUGUAUCUGACAGAUACAUGAUUGAUAAGAUAUACCAUUUCUUAGUAUUUAGCAUUCCGCUUGUAUUUAUUAAGGAGGAGGUUUUAUCUUAGUUUCUAUUUGUUGUACUAGUGGAAUAUCGUUUUGUUCUUGCUAACUGGAGGUUUUCAGUCAAAGGCAGAGUAUAUCUCAUUGAUUAAUUUAGAUGUGGUUGAAUCCUCUUUAGCAUACUAUUUAUUUGAGUACUUUGUAAGAUAACCAAGAAGACUAAAGAAGCGGCCAAUUGGACAAACCUGAUGUGCAUGGCCUCUGUGAUUUAUAUGCAUUGGAGAUCAAUUUGCAUCAUCAUAUUGCCCACAUAUGGACCUGUUAUGUUUUUUAUUUUUAUCCUUUGAGCUUAAGAUGGUGAAGCAUGAGUUGCCUUGUAACCAAAUCAUGAUGUUUGUUCGGAAUGUUAAUAGAUGAAAGACAAUAAGAGUUUUUGGUGAGUCAU